AUGGCAGCCUCCAUGUUAAAAAAUAUUUUCUCACAAACAUCGAAUUUUAUUGCAAAACAAGUGUACAAUCCAAUCGCUGCUGCAGGCCAAUUGAGAUUUGCUAAACGCAAGUCUAUGUCAGUCAGUAAGAACACCCGUGGUAAAGCUCGAGGUAAAGGUUAUGGCUGGAAGAAACAAGAUGGAGAUUUUGUUCAUGCUGGAGAAAUUCUAGUCAAACAGAGAGGACUGAGAUAUUAUCCUGGAGAAAAUGUGAAACUACAGAAAUACAAAUCUUUAGAGGCGAUGUGUGAUGGUGUUGUCAUGAUAACAAGUGAAAAAUUAUCUCCCUUACCUAAUUCACCGUUACACGACAUCGUACAGAGUGGGACUGUUAUUAAUAAAAAAUUCUAUCAUGUUUAUAGAACUCCAUUACACGCAAAAUUCAAAUUAGUGGAUGAGGUUUGAGUGAAUCUUGAAACUUAUUGCUGUAAAUAUGAAGUGUGCUAUAAUAAACAAUAUCAAAUUAAUAUUAUUAGCAUUAUCUAUGUGGACUCUCUGACAAACUUAAUGCUUAUAAAAGGUUACUAGCUAUGUGGACUCUCUGAAUGCCAUGUAGAGUUGACCAAAUAAAUACAUGUGAACUCUCUGAAUGAGAUGCUGAGCCUAAAUUCUAUGGUCAGCUUUUAGUCUAGCUAUUUCAAUAUUUUCAGUGUUCUGGUUUUUUAUUUCGUUUGUACUCAGGCAGAAGUUUUACAUGGAAUGGUGGACCAGUUCAGAUUUAAACCCAAUAAAUUUUGUAAAUUGAAAA
Molecule: messenger RNA, 787 nt
Organism: Lottia gigantea (owl limpet)
Lineage: Eukaryota; Metazoa; Mollusca; Gastropoda; Lottiidae
Exons: 3
Coding region: 1-444 (147 amino acids)
Biological process (GO): translation
Cellular component (GO): ribosome; mitochondrial large ribosomal subunit
Molecular function (GO): structural constituent of ribosome
Source: RefSeq, a predicted model, not a curated record